CUUGACUUUAGUAUUUCUCUUUUUGUUUCUUUCUACUUUUCUCUCUUUUCUUUCGAUCAUCUGAGAGCAUGCCUGAAUGUCAAGAGAAAGGGAGAGACUUGAAGAGAUAGGGAAGAAGAUCAAAAGAGAAGCAGAUGCUUGGCCUAAUCAAAUGGCAGGAAUUAGAAGACAUAUAUCUGGUCCUCCUGGAGCCCUCAAUACCAUUACUCCUUGUGCGGCAUGUAAACUUCUGCGCCGACGAUGCGCUCAAGAAUGUCCAUUUUCGCCUUAUUUCUCCCCAUGUGAGCCUCUUAAGUUCGCGUCGGUCCACAAAGUCUUUGGAGCUAGCAACGUCUCCAAGAUGCUAAUGGAGGUACCGGAAGGCCAGAGAGCAGACGCGGCAAAUAGCCUCGUGUAUGAAGCAAACGUGAGGUUAAGAGAUCCAGUGUACGGUUGCAUGGGAGCAAUCUCAGCUCUACAACAACAAGUUCAAGCUUUACAAGCCGAGCUUACGGCCGUACGAUCUGAGAUUCUCAAGUACAAGCAACGAGAGGCUGUCGCCACUUUGAUCGUACCUUCCAAUUCCCAAUAUCACAACUCUGGCGGCGUCUCCGUCAUUGCACUACCACCACAAACGCCGUCAACUCCACCGCAACCUACGGCGGCUCAUCCUCCGCCUCCUCCUUCUUCUUGUGUUUACUCUCAACCAACCACAAGAGCACUAGAAUACGGCGAGAUUGAAAGUGAGAACAACUCCUACUUCGGUUAAAAUUUAUUUGAAUCAUUCUACAAACACACAUACAUAUAAUUUAUUUCCAUAAUUUGUGGUCCGACAAUUAUAACUAAGUUAA
Brassica oleracea var. oleracea is the source of this 830-nucleotide messenger RNA. RefSeq names its product LOB domain-containing protein 15-like. The transcript is spliced from 3 exons. The record is from RefSeq and is a predicted model, not a curated record. Bases 77 to 748 code for a protein of 223 amino acids. NCBI's taxonomy places the organism in Eukaryota, Viridiplantae, Streptophyta, Magnoliopsida, Brassicales, Brassicaceae.